AGUCAGACGCUUUACCGACUGAGCCACCCAGGAGUGGCCCUCUCUUACUGUGCUCCCGAAGCCACUGGCUGGAGCCUUGACUACACCCUGCCAGCGUCCGGCAUUUGGGCGGCGAAGGUACAGGUGCAUAGGAGCAUCUCUGUGGAGCAGGCGCUGGUCCGGGAGCUGGAUUGGGUGGCGGACAGGACAGACAGCACUGCCGGGCAGAGCUCGUGUUCCCUAGGAGGGCAAGCCCGACACAACAUGCAGACCAAUAAGACCUGGUUUGGCCGAGUUAGAUUUGAGAUGCCCAGACAUCCGAGUGGGAUUGACAGGCAGAUGAUUGCACGUAGAAUGAGAAAAGCAACAGAGAAUGACCGGUUUUAUCUGCUCCUGUGGAAAUAGCUGCUUCCUGCCCUCCUCGGCCCACUCUCCGAACUGGUGCUGGCCAGAGGUGGGUGUGGGGUCCACGCUGCCGGCUCUGUACCCGAGGGGGACUGUGGGGUCCACACUGCUGGCUGCACACCAGAGGCCAGCCUCAGAACCACACCCAGCCCCGCCCUGGGACACUCAAUCCGCCUCCAGCUCAGCAGUUGAGAAGCUGCCUACAAGUUCCGGAAUCCUCCCCAGCAUUAGUCGGAAGAGCGAAGGAGCAUAGCCCCCAUUUAGGGGGGUGCAUUGGGAUGCCUAAGACAUCCCCAUAACUGACCAUGAGAACCAGAGAAAAAUCCAGGACUUAUCCUGAGGGAUUGACGAUGCGCUGGGCUGACUGCUCACAGAGAGAAGAUUCCCAGCACCCCAAGACCCCAAGAUUCUGCAUCACCCUCUCAGUCACUGCCUUCUGUGGAUUCCGGGGUUCUUACAAAAGCAAGCAUCCUCCCUGCCGUGAGAUCUGCAGAGACCCAGGGCGAGGCGCAGCCUCUGUGGGCAGGGCCGGGACAGACGGAAGGACCUGUCAGACCUGCUCGUCGGCUGUUCAGCCCCUCGUCGUGGGUCAGCCUGCCUUUGCUUCUCCCGGACAAGGAAGGCGAGGGCAUGGAGUCUGUGCCCGAGAGAGCAGUCUUUGGUGCCUGAACUUUGAGUUUUGGAGCAAGUCACGUGGCUCGAGAGCAGGCAGGCCAACUUGGCGCUGACUUGGGGGGCUACUGCGCCCAGCCCCGUCCCGCCCCGCAGCCCGCAGAGAAGGGAGCCGGCGGCCGGCACCGCACCUGGCCACGGAGGGGACACCGGAUCCCAGCGCACCGUGAGGAGUGCCCGUGGGAAGGAGCCGGAGGGCCCCUUGCGCUCCCGAGCACGCGGUCAUGGCGACCCUUCACCGCACAGACUCGACGCUCACGGCCCUGGAUGAGGAGACGCUGUGGGACAUGAUGGAGAGCCACCGCCACAAGAUUGUGAGCAGCAUCUGCCCCAGCCGCCUCACGCCCUACCUGCGCCAGGCGAAGGUGCUGGACCAGCUGGACGAGGAGGAGGUGCUCCACAGCCCCAGGUUCACCAACACGGUCAUGAGAGUCGGGCACUUGCUGGAUUUGCUGAGGACUCGAGGGAAGAAUGGAGCCAUUGCCUUCCUGGAGAGCCUCAAGUUCCACAACCCUGACGUGUACACCCUGGUCACCGGGCUGCAGCCCAAAGGGGACUUCAGCAACUUCAGUGGGCUCAUGGACACGUCCAAGCUGACCGAGUGCCUGGCCGGGGCCAUCAGCAGCCUGCAGGAGGAGCUGGGCCAGGAGAAGGGGCACAAGGAGGCCCUGCGGCGGCGCUGCCGGCAGCUGCAGGAGCGCCUGGGCCGGGCGGAGGCCCGCGUGCGGAGCCUGGGCCAGCUGGAGACCGACCAUGACCGCGUGAAGCGCGAGGUGCUGAAGCUUAAGGACGAGAUGCUCAGCCUGUCGUUGCACCACAGCAACGCGCUGCGGGAGAAGGAGCUGGCGGUCACCCGGUGCCGCGGCCUGCAGGAGGAGCUGUACCUGCUGAAGCAAGAGCUAGAACGCGAGAAGAUGUCUUCUUCCCACGAGCGGGACUGUCGAGAGCGUUCCCCGCAGAUGGCCGACGGCCUGGGGCCCGGGGACAAGGAGCUGACCCGCCUGAAGGAGGAGAACGAGAAGCUCCGGUCGCUGACGUUCAGCCUGGCGGAGAAGGACAUCCUGGAACAGAACCUGGACGAGGCCCUGGAGGGCACACAGACGCUGGUGGAGCGUAUCCACUCCCUGAGGCAGCGGGCCGUGGCCGCCGAGAGGCAGCGGAAACAGUACUGGGAGGAGAAGGAGCAGACCUUGCUGCAGUUCCAGAGGACUAAGGUCGACUGUGACAUCUACAAGGAGAAGAUCGGCGCCCUACAGGGCCAGUUGCUGGAGCUGCAGCGAGAGCGAGACCAGGCCUACUCGGCGAGAGACGCGGCCCGGAUGGAGAUUUCGCAGAGCCUGACAGAGAAGGACGCCCUCCGCAGGAAAGUGUUUGAACUGACAGACCAGGUCUGGGAGCUGCACCAUCGGCUUCACCGGCCGCAGGCCGAGUCCCUUCGAGGGGAUCUGUCCACAGCUCCAGUUCUGGCACCGGCCGGGGGGCGGAGAGCCUCUUCAGAGGCACCUGGGAACUUGCCUGAGCAGGAAGCCAGAGCCCGGGAGCCGUGUCCGAAGGGGAAGCAGCGGCUCGUGCGCAUGUUGGCCAUCUGUCCGCGGGAUGACAGUGACCGCAGCUUCACCGAGUCUCAGCUCUGCUCUGACCUGAGCGCCACAUCCAGCCGUGAGCUGGUGGACAGCUUCCGGUCCAGCAGCCCCAUGCCUCCCAGUCAGCAGUCCCUGUACAAGCGGGCCGCAGAGGACUUCUGGGAAGACCCCUGGUCUUUCAGCAGCUUCCCAGAAACCCUGCAGGUGGACCGGGGACCCUCCCCAGGGGCUAAGGCAGGUGCUGCAGACCUGGAUUAUGAGAUUGUAGACCCGGCAGAACUUGCCGACUGUGACAGCCUGCAGCCAUCCUCCGGGGGCCUCUCCGUCUCAGCCAGCAGCGUCCCGGUGCGGAGGAGGCCGGCCCGCAAGAUCCUGAGCCAGGUCACCGUGCUGGCCUUCCAGGGGGACGAGCUGCUGGAGCAGAUAAGUGUCAUUGGCGGCAACCUCACAGGCAUCUUCAUUCACCGGGUCACCCCAGGCUCCGCGGCAGACGAGAUGGCCUUGCGCCCGGGCACCCAGAUCAUGACGGUGGAUUACGAGGCAACAGAGCCCUCGUUCAAGGCCACCCUGGAGGACACAACCCUGGAGCAGGCCGUCGGACUUCUCCGGAGGGUGAACGGCUUCUGCUGCCUGUCUGUGAAGGUCAACAUGGAGGGUUAUAAGAAGUUGGUCCAGGACCUGGAGGCCAAAGUGGCUACCUCGGGGGACUCCUUCUACAUCCGGGUCAACCUGGCCCUGGAGGCGAGGGCGGUGGGGGAGCUGCAGGUGCAAUGCAACGACAUCCUGCAUGUCACCGACACCAUGUUCCGGGGCCGCGGCUGCUGGCACGCCCACCGCGUGGGCCCCUAUAGCACGAAGGGCACCGAGAGGGGCAGCAUCCCCAACUAUGCACGGGCUCAGCAGCUGCUCAUUGCUCUGAUCCAGCGAAGCACCAUCGCCUGCAAGCAGUCUUCCGGGGGAGCCCAGAAGCUGGUCCGCAUCGUCAGCGUGGACAGAACCAAGGCCAGCCCCGUGUGCUCGUCCUCUGAGGGGGCACUGUCGGAGCGCAGCAGGCCGAAAGAGCCCUCCACCACGUGCUUCUGGGCCGAGACCUGCUUCACCCUGGUGCCCUACAGCCUGGUGCGUCCCCACAGGCCCAGCCGGCCCCGGCCCGUGCUCUUCGUGCCCAGGGUGGUCGGCAGGAUCCUGAGCGAGAAGCUGUGUCUCCUCCAGGGGUUUAGGAAGUGCCCAGCAGAGUACUUGAGCCAGGAGGAAUACGAUGCCUCCAGCCAGAGGGGGGACAUCAUCCAGGAGAAGGAGGCAUCCGGUGGCCGCUACUGGGUAACCCGCAGGGCCAUUGAGUCCCUCAUGGAGAAGAACACCCACGCCCUCCUGGACGUCCGGCUGGACAGCGUCCGUGCCCUCCACAGGUCGGAGAUCUUCCCCAUCAUCGUCCACAUCUCCGUCAACGAGAAGGCGGCCAAGAAACUCAAGAAGGCCCUGCAGCGGCUCAACACCUCGGAGCAGCAGCUCCUGGAGGCGGGCAGGCAGGAGGAAGGCGAGCUGGACGAAGCGCCCUGUCUGUACAGCAGCCUGGCCCCCGAUGGCUGGAGUGACCUGGAAACCCUGCUCGGCUGUGUCCGCUUGGCCAUCGCGGACGAGCAGAAGAAGGUUGUGUGGACAGAGAAGAGCCCCCGCUGACGCCCCCGGAGUCCCCUCCAGAAAUUGUGGGGACCUCUGAGUCCCCACAGGAGUCCCUGACAACGUGGCCCUGUGCGUUGAGCUCAGGGCCUCUCAGGCACAGCCCUGGGGGUGCUCACCAAACAAGCCCAGCUCUCCGGGCUCCCCUCUCUCACCAGGGUCUGACCUUGAACUACACGCAGGGGACAAUGGGCAUUCGGACCAUCUCCUCCUCCUCCAAGGCUCCGCGUGGUCUGGAACCAGACGUCCCGAGAACAUUUCCGCAGUGGGGGCGUCUCCCAAGCCUUCCCAGAGCCGGAGGCCCCAGAUGUCCAGAAAACCACCUGUCGGACCCGAAUCACUAUACUUCCCUUUGCAAUUCAAUGUGCCAAAGGGCUUGCUCCAAAGCCACGGUGGCCGCAAGCUGGUGGCCCCGAUGACCCCCACGGUCACUCCCAUCCCUGCCCAGAGCAGAGACACAACCCCUCUUGUAACGUCAUCCUGGCUUUCUCAGCUCCCGAUGGCAGACAGGUGCCUCAGUAACUCCAAUUUAGAGAGAUGUGUGUAUGUGCUGGGAAGCCUAGUUUCCCAGUGAUGGAAACAGUAUUUUCAGCGGUGCCUGGCGGUUUUGGGGGACCCGUGGGGGUCCUCGAGAAGCCUUCCACAGACACAUUGCACGAAUGCCAUCUGGGCUCCCCCUGAGCCUGGGAACUGUCCCCCUCUAACUGGGUACCUCCCCCCCACCAGCUCCUUCUCCAGAGUAAAGCACCUUUACUCCACCUCCAGAGCUCAGGAGACAUUUGGGCGUGGCUUGGGCAGGGACCUCCGGGGUCCCCUGACCACCCGGCCUUGCCGCCCGCGGUCACAGACUGAAUGGAGUUUUGGCAGCAGCGGCCCUGAGUCUGAGUGCCUCGGGCGGUUGCUCUAGAACUCAGACCGCCAUUAUCGCAAACGAGGUCAGAAAAUGAACUUCUAUGUAUUUUACUGAAAUAAAGCUUUUC
This is a messenger RNA of Prionailurus viverrinus (fishing cat), 5299 nucleotides long. It is a transcript of the gene CARD14, whose product is annotated as caspase recruitment domain family member 14. Gene Ontology annotation, molecular function: protein binding. Bases 1281 to 4319 code for a protein of 1012 amino acids. The transcript is spliced from 26 exons. Gene Ontology annotation, biological process: regulation of apoptotic process. The record is from RefSeq and is a predicted model, not a curated record. Lineage: Eukaryota; Metazoa; Chordata; Mammalia; Carnivora; Felidae.